AUGCAGCAACUUGCUUGUAAUUACCCUCUGGAAAAGGACGAGGACACACCGGAGGAUAAGAGGCACCUGAAGGCCAAAAGGGAACCACCCCAGGGCGCUCCGGAGAACAGCAGCAAUGCGGGAGUUCCCUGGAAGCUUCCAGCAGCCGGACCUCUCAGCCGCGUGGAGAUCACGGAGCCGCCCGUCCCAAGGGUGCAGCCCCGAGAACCGGGGAAUCGUCUCCACUUUAAUCGGCAAGCUCCAGGCCGAGUUUCCACCUCGCCCACUUUGAGGAGGCCGUUUGGAACCCCAGAGGUGUAUGCGCACCCGCUAUUGCCCUUGAGACCGCGCUUAAGAUUGCCUCCGGACCCUGAAAGGGCCCUCAACGCAACUGACUCGUUUGAGCGACAAAUGUGGCCUAGGGAUGAGGGUGCCCUUUCCGCGCUUCAGCCUCUCUCCGCGUUCUUAGGCCUCCUUUUCCAGGAGAGGACGCCCCCGCAGCACCCAGCGGCGCCCCACGGGCCCCUUGGACCUCAGAGAGAAGAAUUGCAUCAAUCCAGGUUCUACGCGCACAGGAGGAGUUCUGUGGUGCUCAGCUUACCUGGCCUCCAGAUGCUCCCCGGGGACUUUCUGGUGUCAGCUGGAGCUGUUGAUUACCUGUGCCACCCGCUUCUGCUGCUGAAUUCUGAAUCCAAAAAACCAAGAUGGCCUUUCUCCAAGGGAGGAGUGGAUAAGACCUGGAAUGAAGUUGUGGAAACACAUCAAAAACUUCCUACUAAUCAAUUAGACCUGAGAAAGCAGCAAGAGGCCAUGUGGGAACUCUUCACGAGCAAAUGCACUUAUUUCUUGGACCAUUUAUUAGUUCUUAAGAUGAUCUUCAUGAAUACAUUAAAACAUCUAAAAGCUCAUGAAUAUCUCCUGGAUGUGGAUUUAUGGAGACUUUUUGCAAACCUGGAGGAGUUAAGUCAGACAAGCUUCGGUUUUGUGAACAGUCUUUUCAGCAUCAUCAAGGACUAUGUUGACGCUUGCAAGACUUCACCAUUGUUGGAUUUCAUUUCCAUGCUCACAAAGUAUUUCCGAGGAGGACUGCGUCACAGCCACCAGACCUACUGCCUGAAUUACUCAGCUGCUGUCUUUUGUCUUGAGAGCCUGAGGCAGAGAGAUGACUUUGGAAUUUAUAUGAAAUGGUGUGAGCAAAAUGAACAGUGCAGACGGCUUCACCUGCCUGAGCUGCUAGUGGCCCCACUACACAAGCUGACUAGAUACCCGUUGUUGCUGAAGAAUAUCUGGGAAAGGAGUACAGACUCUACUGAGGAAAUCGUGAUCUACUCUAUCAAGGAAAAGGUGGAAAAGUCAAUCCGGGAUCUUGAAGGAAAAGUGAAGUGGCUCAACAGUUUUCAAAAAUGCAGACAUCUGUAGGAGAUUAUAGUGUGACCUCCAUGGUGGGAUAGAGAUAAAAGGUUUUUCAUUUCCAGGGGUACAAAAAGGUGCCUGAAACACGUUGUUAAAGUACACAUGGCAGAAAACAUCCUGUCAUCAACCAACAGACACCUGCUCUGUGAAGGAAAAUUAACUCUUACAGAAAGCACAAGAUUCCUAGAUGUUUAUCUGUUUCUCUUUGAUGAUUUCCUCUUAGUUAUGAAAACUAAGUGCAACAAAAAAAACUUGGACUCAGGCCCUGGUUUGAUGUAUCUUUCACUUACUCCUGAGCUGCAGACAGUAAUAAAAGAGGGUGGUUUGUGCACGGUACUCAGUCAGCCCAUUCUGCUAGAUAGAUGGGUCCUCAGAAACCUCGGUCCACUCCAUAUAUCAGUCUACAGGCUGAGAAAUGCUUUCCUCAUACAACAUGAAAAUUAUCAACAGUGUGUAGCAGCAUUCUUAUUACAAGCCCAAACGGAAAACAUCAAAAAAACAUGGAUGGCACAAAUCACAGCAGCAAUCUCUUGCUUCCCCAAGAGUCAGGAAACCAAGAAAAAAGCCUUAACCACAUUGCCUGCCGAAUCCUCGGAAAUUUAA
Molecule: messenger RNA, 1995 nt
Organism: Camelus dromedarius (Arabian camel)
Lineage: Eukaryota; Metazoa; Chordata; Mammalia; Artiodactyla; Camelidae
Gene: PLEKHG7
Product: pleckstrin homology and RhoGEF domain containing G7
Biological process (GO): Rho protein signal transduction
Molecular function (GO): guanyl-nucleotide exchange factor activity
Source: RefSeq, a predicted model, not a curated record